ACUCGUCGUUACUUACAUUCGCAUAGAGCCGGCCGAUCCCUUACUACCAGCCCCCGCCCUCGCUUAUUUUCGCACUAAAAAGUCGCCCCCUAACACGGACACGUCCACGAUUCGAUUCCUCCUCGUCGUCCCAAGGUAAAACCCGCACCCACCAAUCGGUCAACUCACCAAACUGCAGGGCGCAGGCGCAGCGUCGGAUCCUAACAGUCCGCUUUGGUUCGUAGGAGAAAUAGUGUAUUAUUAACGUCAGGGUGGGCUGUAGAAGGCAGGCGCUUUAUUAGCGGAGGCGCUUUGAUUGAAGAUUUGUCCCAUCCCUCGCUCGCUUCUCUUGUUCCUGCCUGCUCCCGUGCGGUGUUUCUGCUGGUCUUGCCCUGGGCUCGGGAGGCAUGGAGCCCGCAGGCGCGCCAUGGUACGACCCUCGCCGAGGGUACGGCUACGGCUACGGCGUCGGAUCGGCGGUGCUGGCGCCGUCGAUGCAGCGGCAACAGCAGCAGCAGCCGCCUCGACAGGACGCUGCGGCCGUAGCGAGCGGCGGGGUGCAUAAGAGGAGCCUGGGCGAGAUGGAGCAGUGGCAGCAGGCGCUCUACCUGCGCGCGGUGAGGCAGCGCGUCGCCGCGCACCCGCAGCUCGACAUCGGGGCCGUGCUUGCUGGGGCCGCCUCGCGGGCCUCAGGUUUCUCUCAUCCGCCACCGAGCUUUGCGGGGCUCCCGCCGCAGCCGUCCUCGACGCUCUCGUCGCUCACGACCGCACCACGCGUGGCCCCGCCACCGAUGCAGCAGCUGGUGCAGCGGGAGAUCAUGGCUGCGCCGUCCAAUCACGAAGCCCAGACGGCCGCCAGGGGGCCGGCUGCGAGGCCGGCGAUGGCGAGGGAGCUGGUGUUGCUGCACGAGCUAGAGAAGCAGCUGUUGGGCGACGACGACGAGGAGGCAGAGGAGGCGCGGAGCACGUGCGGCUCGACGCUCACCAACUCCUUGUGGGGGGAGACGAAGCAAGAGCUCAACUCCGUCAACGCCACCCCAUUCCCGUCGCUUCCUCAGGCUAUCGCAACGAACAACAACUACAACAGCGUGCCCAUGUCAAGGUCGCCGACGAACUCCUCGUCGUCUUCGGCUUCGUCAACAUUGUCCAGCUCGCCGCCGACCUCGGCAGCCUCCUCGCGGCAGUUGCUGUCCGAGGCUGCCGCUGCGGUCGCCGACGGCAACCUCACAGUGGCGGCCGCCCACCUGGCCGUCCUGAAGAUUGCCGCGAACCCGCGCGGCAACGCCGAACAGAGGCUGGUGGCCAUGAUGGCGGCCGCCCUGUCUUCCCGCGUCGCUCCACCCUCGUCUCAACAUCUCGUGGACCUCUGUAGCGGCGAUCAGCGCGCGGGGUGCCAGCUCCUGCACGAUGUCUCGCCCUGCUUCGGCCUCGCACUCCAUGGCGCCAACCUCACCAUCCUCGACGCCGUGGCCGACCACCGCGUCAUCCACCUCGUCGACUUCGACGUCUGCGUAGCGCAGCACAUCGCCCUCAUUCAAGCCCUCGGCAACCGCCGCGUGCCAGGCACUACUCUCAAGGUCACCGCCGUCGCGGACCCCACGUCGCCGUUCACGCCAGCUCUAGCGCAGGCGCUCGCCGCCACCGGUGAGCAGCUCAAGAGGCACGCCCAGCAAGCCGGGGUGGAGUUCCGGUUCAAAGCAGUCGGCUACCGAGCAGGCGAGAUCGAGGCAUCAAGGCUAGGGUGCGAGCCAGGGGAAGCGCUGGCCGUGAACCUCGCGUUUGCGCUCUCGCGCGUCCCCGACGAGAGUGUGUCGCCGGCGAACCCGCGCGACGAACUCCUCCGCCGCGUGCGCGCGCUGGGCCCGCGGGUCGUGACGCUGGUGGAGCAGGAACUGAACACGAACACGGCGCCGCUGGCGGCACGCUUCUCGGACGCGUGCGCGCACUACGGCGCGGUGCUGGAGUCCCUAGACGCGACCCUGGGCCGUGACAGCGUGCAGAGGGCCCGGGCCGAGGCGGCCCUCGCCAAUAAGGCGGCCAACGCGGUGGCGCAGGAGGGCCCCGAUCGGGUGGAGCGGUGCGAGGUGUUCGGCAAGUGGCGCGCCCGGUUCGGCAUGGCGGGGUUGCGGCACGUGGCGGUUGGGCAGGGCGUUGCCGACCGCGUCAAGGCCCGGCUCGGCCCUGCCCGGCCGGGGUUCGGCGUGAAGCUCGAAAACGGCCGGCUCGGGGUCGAGUGGAUGGGGCGCGUAGUCACCGUCGCCUCCGCCUGGCGUUAGCCUGGUGAGCUCACAAAGUCACAGUCACAGUCACAGCAUUGUUGCCGUCACCAGAUCGAUCAGUACCAUUGGUAAGGAGUAACGACUUUGUUAUGCAUCCAAAGAUGUCUAGUUGUAACUCCUCGAUAUUCUUUAAAGCUAGGCCGUGUUGAUGGGUACAUCACACUUGGUUGCGAUCCAGUAUCCGUUCAUGUGGGCUGUGCCGCUUGUCCUUGUUGGUGUUGGUUUCUCUAUUCUACUGGCGAUACUGCUUCAUAACUGGUGGCAAAUAUGAGUUGCAUGGGGACCGGGGUGCCUACUUUGUUUUCCCUCAGAUCAAUGCUACCCUGCCACGUUGUCGCUG
Messenger RNA from Phragmites australis (common reed), 2598 nucleotides. Its product is annotated as scarecrow-like protein 8. Lineage: Eukaryota; Viridiplantae; Streptophyta; Magnoliopsida; Poales; Poaceae. Gene Ontology annotation, cellular component: nucleus. The transcript has a single exon. The record is from RefSeq and is a predicted model, not a curated record. Gene Ontology annotation, biological process: regulation of DNA-templated transcription. The coding region runs from base 387 to 2255 and encodes 622 amino acids. Gene Ontology annotation, molecular function: sequence-specific DNA binding; DNA-binding transcription factor activity.